GUCAGAUUUUGGCGAAUGAGGUUCUGCAGAGGGACCUGGAGGGGAUCAUCUCUGGUCUUCAGGAGUACCUGAGAGGACUCAGAGAGCAGGCUCGUCGAGCUCAGCAGCAGGUUCUCAGUCUGCAGGCUGAAAACCAGAGUCUGCAGCUCCACCUGGAGGACACCCAGAGACACUGCAGGCAGCUGGAGGACACGGCCAGGACUCACACACAGGACACGUCUGUCCAGCAGGGGGAGCUGUCUGCGUUGAGGAUGGAGGCUCAGGCUCUGAGAGACAGACAGGUGGAGAGCAGCAGACAGCAGGUGGAGCUGGAGGCGGAGCUCCAGCAGCUGAGGGAGGAGCUGGUCCGACAGGUGACACAGGGACAGUUGGAGCGUGAUGCUCUGCAGGCGGCUGUGGACAAGGAAAAACAGACCAGAGAGAUCAGAGAGUGUCAGUUACAGUCGACCAUUGACGCGCUGCAGGAAGAGAACUCCUCUCUACAGCUGAUCGCACACAGACUCCAGACCCAGCUGCACCAGACCAGAGCCCAGUACAAAGAGACCAGGGCCCACCUAGACCAGACCAGAACUCAGCUGGACCAGUUCACGGCAGCCCUGUCGGAUCCUCAGGAGGUUCAGAGUCGACCUGCGGAGCUGGAUCAGGAUGAGUCCAGUCCUGAGGUCCUGUUGUCCAGAAGUGUGGAGCAGCUCUACAGGACCCUCCAGCAGACCAGGACCAGCAGGGAGCAGCUCCAACAAGACCACAACCGCAGCCGGGAACAGAUACUUGGACUGCAGGCCCAGCGCGCCCAGGACCAGGACCACAUAGCCCGCCUCGAGGCCCAGCUAGGGGGCCAGGACCAGGUGGAUCACAGAGUGGAGCAGGACCAGGAGUCAGACUGGAGGCUGAGGGAGGAUCUGCAGAGACUCAGAGACAGACUGGAGAGGUCUGACAGCAGGAACAGACAAAUCCAACAGAACCUGCAGUCGGAGCUGGAUCAGAGUCGUCAGCAGCUUCAGGACGUCCAGCAGCAGAGAGACACGCUGCUCAGACAGCUGCGUUCACAGAGCGACGGUCACCACCGGAGCCUCGGGCGUCUGCACAGGAAGCUGCGGCAGCUCGGCAGGUUCGUGUGCGACUCGGAUCAGCUGACGGCGGAGCAGCUGAGGUCGACGGUGGAACAGCUGAGAGCUCUGAACCACACGGUGGAUCGGCUGCACGCACAGGUACCACACACACCUGCAUCACCUGCACCUGCGGACGAGAUCGACACGGUGGAGGAGCUGAGGGCGGAGCUGGCUGAAGCUCAGAGACAAACACACACGCUGAGACAGCAGCUGGACCAGACCAGGACCAGGUCCAGGUCUAGAUCCAGGUCCAGGUCCAGGAUCAGGGAUGGAGGACAGUGGUGCUACGUACCUCCUGGACUCAGUGCUCCCAGUCUGGGCUCUCAGGGGACUCAGGACUCUGGUUUGGGGCUGCAGUACCUCAGUUCUCCUGACAGGGGGCGACAGCAGCAGGAUAGACCUCCUGCAGGAGGAGGGUACUGGGUCUACAUCCCCCCACCACAGACCAACUCUGACACAGCAGCAGCAGAGUGGAGGGACAGUGGAGGAGCCAGCGACGCUGAGGGGAGCUCAGCAGGAGGAACUCCUCCUCCUCCUCCUCCUCCUCACACUCCCCUGGUUGGACCCACCUGGCUGCUCUGUGGUUCACCUGCAGCCGUCGUCUACGGUCGUCCAGCUGAGGGUCUGCACUGUAACAUCCCCGAACACAGAGACUCGGGGGAGCAGUGUGUGUGUGAGUGUGCACACAAAGAAACAGAGAGACUGGAGGAAGAGAAGAAGAAACUUCGACUGGAAACCAAACAGCUGCGACACACACUGAGACGUCACAGGAGUGUGAUGCAGGUGUGUGAGGAGGUGGAGUGUGUGGAGAAAACUCUGCUGAAGAGACGAGCUGAGCUGCGUCAGGCCGACAGACUCCUGCUAGAGGCUCAGAGCUGCAUACACACCUGCAGAGACAAGGCCAGUUCAGCUCAGUGGGAGGCGGACGUGUUGCAGCGCAGAGCUCAGGACAGCGCCACCUGCCUGCUGGAGGCCUCACAGCACAUCAGAGAGGUGGAGGAGGAGGUGGCGGAUCUGAGGAGGAGGAGGCAGGAGGAGGAGCAGACUCUGAGGGAGGUGAAGGAGGCGCUGAGGAGCAGAGACCAGGAGCUCCAACACCUGGACACAAAAAUACACUCAGCUACAGAAAGACUGUCUCACCUGCUGUCAGACUGUCAGGAGGCUCAGAGACGUCUGGACUCCAUCAGCAGUCAGGUGGAGCAGCAGGAGCAGAGGUCGGCUCAGAGGAGGGAGGAGCAUCAGACGACUCUGAGCAGGGUGAAAGAGGUCAGAGAGGAGGAGCAGCAGCUGCAGAGCACAGUGAAGGAGCUGUUGGAGCAGCAGGAGGCGCUGCUGAGUGAGAGGAGGACAACGGUCUCAGCUCUGAGAGACGAGGAGCAGAAACUCCUCACACUGCAGACUGAACUCAACACACACCGAGCAGAGCUGAAACAGGUUCUUCAGGAGCUCCUCAUGGAGCAGCAGGCGCUGGAGGAAGUGAAAAUCAAACGCACCCAGACUCUUCAGCAGCUCCACAAGAAGAGGGAGGAGCUGCGCAGGACGAAGGAGGAGUUGGAGCGGACGAAGGACAAACUGAACAGGAAGCAGGAGGCGGCGGAGCGGACGAGGGACGAGCUGGACGGGAUUCAGGACGAGGUGGACAAGAGGAGGGAGGAGCUGGAGGAGAAGCAGCAGGAGGUGGAGAGGAGGAUGGACGAGCUGGACAAAGUGCAGGACCACGUGGACAGGAAGAGGGAGGAGUUGGCGGAGCUGAAACAGGAAGUGGAAUCCUACAGGAAGGAGGCGGAGCUCUGUCUCAGAAACACGAAGCAGCAGCAGACAGAGCUGCAGGAGCUGCAGGAGGAGCUGAGCAGGAGGUGCAAGGAGAGGAGCAGCCUGCAGGAGCAGUGUAAACACCUGGAGUCCAGGCGGAGGCACGCCCACAGGUGUCUGUCGGCUGUGGAGGCGGAGCUUGUGAAACAAAGGGAGGAGCACAGCCAUGCCCAGCUCCUCAAACAGGAAGUGCUCAGAGACACGGCAGCCAAUCAGGAGAAGCUCAAUGAGAGCUCAGAGCUGCUGACUCUGCUCAGUGAACGGGUGGAGGAGGUGAAGAAACAGCUGCAGACUCUGGAACAGCAGCACCAAGCAGAGCAGCUGGACAAACAGGUGGUGCGUGAUGAACUGGAGGAUGUUCAGGCUGCAGUGAGUCGACUGGAGGACAGGAGGCGCCACCUGAGCCAACGACAGCUGCAGCUCAACCUGCUCAGUCAGUCAACCUGAAAUCUGCUGCACAUGUUACUGCAGAGGCACUGUAACAGAGCUGCUCCUGUUUGAUCUGCUCUGACUGAACAGGUGAGGAGCUGCUCCGCCAGGAGGAGGAGCUACAGGUGAGAGGGGAGGAGCUACAGCAACAGAAGGAGGAGCUACAGGUGAGAGAGGAGGAGCUACAGCAACAGAGGGAGGAGCUACA
Molecule: messenger RNA, 3558 nt
Organism: Lates calcarifer (barramundi perch)
Lineage: Eukaryota; Metazoa; Chordata; Actinopteri; Centropomidae
Product: centriolin
Source: RefSeq, a predicted model, not a curated record